AUGGUAUGGCAGGGAAUCACAGCGAUCGUGAACCCCAUUCUUGCCGAGAACGUGUUCAAAGUGCUCGCCGAGCGCGACGGGGCAUUCAUCGUGAUUCUGAAGAGUGGCGUGGCCGAGAUCUUCUCAGCCAAAACCGUCUACGACACCAUGUUAAUCCUCAACGACUUCCUCGCCGACAACUUGCUCUGGAACGGCACUGGAGGUAUCGAAAUGGACGAGGACCCUACGGGAUGUCUUGAGUUGGGAAGCGUUGCCUUCGUCCAGCAAGCCAUGCAAACUUUGAACCUCGUUGGUCACCCGGGCGUACAAGCGGCCGUGAACAUUGUCGGUCACUAUCUCUGGCGCCGCCUGGACUCUUGCAACAAGAAGGUCGCCAGCCGUGUGUCACACGAUUCGGACACCAGUCAGGCCCAGAGCAGGCGCGCACCAGUAGACGGGGACACUAUCCAAGCUAUCUUGGAUGGUACCGCUGCGUCCGUGACACGUGUGGGCUCUCGCCUCGACCGUCGUCCGGUGGCCGUCACUUCUGUUCAAGUGGCCAAGGUAAAGAAGACACUUGGCACGUUCCACUCGCCCGCUGUUCCACACGGCCACCACAUCCAGUCGUGGUGUGUUAAGUGUUGUUUCCCCCGUGCCGACUGCGUCUCCACUCCGGACGGCGAUAUCUGCAACCCGUGCCGCACGUACUCGUGUGCUGUGUGCGGUGAGCAGACACACAUCACGGCUGAGUGUCCACAUGAAGAACGCCGCAAUGCGUGGCUCGAGGACCGCCGAGACCGCUGCAACGCAUGCCACCGUCACGGCCACCAGUAUGCCGACUGCCUAAACGAGACGGAGAAAGCAGCGUACCAAAAGUACCACCGUGAACGCUGCAAGGGGUGUGGUGGUUCACACCUUAUCACCCAAUGUCCCGACCCCGAGGCACUCCGCACGCACAACGAGUGGCAGAACGAAUACUACCACAACACCCUCAAGAGCGCCCGUAUUGCAACCCAGCUCGAAAUUGAGCGCCAGAUUGACGGUGGCGAGAUCGACGCACCCCAGGCUACGCAGUCUACCCACCACUGCACACAAUACUCCCGUCCGGCAUGCCGUGCACGCAACAAGCUGGGCCACACCGCUGGUAACUGUCCCGACGACGUGGCACGUGUUACGCACCAGGAGAAGACCAAGGCCAAAAAGGAAGCAGCCAAGGCGAGGGCUGAGGCCGCCGAUGGUCAGAAUUCUGACUCGGACGACAAUGCACCGGCAGCCAAGCGCCACAAGCCCCUGCCAAACUCGAAGGGCAAGGGCAAAGCGAAGCAGGCUGCAGCCUCAGACUCCCAGGAUGAUAUGUAA
Apiotrichum porosum is the source of this 1338-nucleotide messenger RNA. RefSeq lists its product as uncharacterized. The transcript has 4 exons. NCBI's taxonomy places the organism in Eukaryota, Fungi, Basidiomycota, Tremellomycetes, Trichosporonales, Trichosporonaceae. Gene Ontology annotation, molecular function: zinc ion binding; nucleic acid binding. The record is from RefSeq and is a predicted model, not a curated record. The coding region runs from base 1 to 1338 and encodes 445 amino acids.